AUUUAAACCUCUGUUCCUCCGCAUCAAACAGGCUGACUCGAAGAGAGGAGGAAAGAAAGAGACUGAGAGAGAGAAGAAGAAGAAGAUCCUGGCCGCCAGACGCAAGCAGCUGAACAUCGACCAUCUGAACGAAGACAAGCUCAAGGAUAAGAUCACUGAGCUGCACGAAUGGAUGACAUCACUGGAGUCUGACAAGUUCGAUCACAUGGAGAGACUGAAGAGGCAGAAGUACGAGGUCACCACCCUGCGUAAGAGAGUUGAAGAGCUCAGUAAAUUGUAAGUAGAGCUGCAGCGACGCUCUGCCUGCAGCUUGGGGCUCGCUGCAUGUUAGCAUG
Molecule: messenger RNA, 335 nt
Organism: Notothenia coriiceps (black rockcod)
Lineage: Eukaryota; Metazoa; Chordata; Actinopteri; Perciformes; Nototheniidae
Product: troponin T, fast skeletal muscle isoforms-like
Exons: 3
Biological process (GO): muscle contraction; sarcomere organization; regulation of muscle contraction
Cellular component (GO): troponin complex
Molecular function (GO): tropomyosin binding; troponin C binding; troponin I binding
Source: RefSeq, a predicted model, not a curated record